This is a messenger RNA of Uranotaenia lowii, 2978 nucleotides long. Its product is annotated as phosphatidylserine lipase ABHD16A. Gene Ontology annotation, cellular component: endomembrane system. Lineage: Eukaryota; Metazoa; Arthropoda; Insecta; Diptera; Culicidae. The coding region runs from base 302 to 1864 and encodes 520 amino acids. The transcript is spliced from 9 exons. The record is from RefSeq and is a predicted model, not a curated record. Gene Ontology annotation, biological process: monoacylglycerol catabolic process; phosphatidylserine catabolic process. Gene Ontology annotation, molecular function: glycerophospholipase activity; monoacylglycerol lipase activity.
AUGCAUAAACUUCGUGCGAGCUGCAGCAGAAGUGUGGACGAAGCAGCGAAUUUGUCAAUAAAUUCCAGCUGACGUAAAAAACACAAUAAAUUAUUGCGUAAAAUAUCCACGAUUACAGGUGAUUGUAAUGGCAGUAUUGUGGUGAAUUACCACCGAUUAUUACCCACGUUUCGGGAGGUGAUAUAUUGGCUCACGAUUUUCAGCGUGAAAAUUCAAUCACGCACGGAUAAACAUCGUCGUCAUUCGGUAAAGCUAGAGCGUGAAAGAAAAAAAUUGGGUGUUCCGGAUCGGAAUAGAAACAAUGCCAUUCCACAAGUAUCUUCUUACCCCGAAGCUCUUCAAAGAGUAUGACGGAACUAAGGAUGUCUACGCUCCCGGGUCAUUGGAAAAAUAUGGAGAUCAGUUACUAUCCGUGCUCAAUUGGAUGUGGAGUUUGGGUUACUACACAUCUCCUCUUCUGGUGACUUUCCUUUACCGGCGGGGAUACUUCGUGGCCGAUUCCGUGGGAACGCUGGCCAAAUUUACCACCGGCAUUGGGCUGCUGGUGGCUGUUUCGCUCUGUAUGCGUGGCCUGGGCCGUUCCAUGAAUGUCGUCUACGUUCGAUUUGCCGAGUGUCUGGAAAAUGCCAAACGAGUCGGCAAAUCGCCUCAAUCGGAAGAAAAGAACAUAAUUCGUCGGUACGAUUUUGAAUUUGAAGCUUGGCCCGUUGAUUUCACCGUUACCAGUGGAGUACAACGUGCCAAUACUCAACGGAAUAAGCCCUUCUGGAUCUCAUCCCUGCCCUGCCAGAUUGCAGCCUACCUCGCGAUUCACACAUUCGGCAUUCGAAUGAUUUACCCGGGAUCGGUGAAACUGCUACAGAGUUACAUCGAACCAAUGCUACUGCAAGGUCGCACAAAACUUAUCACCGAAGACAGAGGCAAACGGAACAAACUGCGCACCAUCGAUGGCAACGAGAUCGACACAGUGUUUGUGGACAAUCGAGAGCAAGGCAGCCCGAACGGACGUACUCUGGUCAUCUGUUCCGAGGGCAAUGCCGGCUUCUACGAAAUCGGUAUUAUGUCUACACCCAUUGAUUUGAAGUAUUCGGUACUCGGGUGGAAUCAUCCGGGCUUUGCUGGUAGCAGUGGUCGACCGUAUCCAGAUCAGGAUCAGAAUGCCAUCGAUGCUGUUGUGCAAUUUGCACUAACCGAUCUAGGAUUCACACCGGAAAAUAUCAUUCUCUAUGGAUGGAGUAUUGGCGGUUACUCUACUCUGUACGCCGCUUCUCAGUAUCCUGAUGUCAAGGGAGUAAUUCUGGAUGCUACCUUCGAUGAUGUUCUACAGCUGGCGCUGCCGAGGAUGCCAGAAGGCCUAUCAAACAUAGUAAAGAUUGCCAUUCGGGACUAUGUCAACUUGAACAACACUGAACUUAUCUCGCAGUACAACGGACCAGUGAUGUUGAUUCGACGCGUUGAUGAUGAGAUUAUUUGCUCGGAAGAUGGCAAUCUAGGCACAAACCGAGGAAAUUUUUUGCUGGUUAAUAUGCUCAAGUAUCGUUUCCCAAAUAUCUUCAAACCAGAACAGGAAGCACUAGCCAAAGAAUUGCUAAACAGACCGAUUGAAUUCCUACGGAGUGAUUCUGAUGACCUUUGUCUGUCGCUUUUAAUGUCAUACCUAAGUGACGGCAAUGGUACGUCUACACGGAGCUAUCCCCUUGAAAUCGGCCAGGAAUAUACUAGUGAACAGCGAAAUUCGAUGGUGAAAUUUUUGAUCGGCAAACACCUGAAGGAUUAUAAAUCAACGCACUGCACGCCGUUGCCAGGCUCCUUUUUCCAGCUACCAUGGGAAAUUCCCAGUGACACGGACUUUGUAUUCACGUAAGCUAAGCUACCUAAUAGUUACAGAUUGAUUGAACACCGGUCCGAGCAGUUUCGGGUUUCCGAAACUAUCUUUACAUCAUUCAUCUUUUGCUGAUGGUCGAUCGUUUGCCAAAAUGCGCAACUUGUAAAGCGAAGACAAACAACAAAACCAAACCCUAUUUUCUAGUAUUGUAGUGGGUAGGCGUCCGGUAACCAAUUCUGAACAGCUGCUUGGUGUGGUCCUAUCAAAUACGUUCCAUAGGUGUCGUGCUGCUAAUUUGUUUUUGAAAAAUUCUGUUUUUUCCUCAUAAAGUAACGUCUGAGGGUUUGUUCACAAGACUUUUACCACUCAAAAAUGUUCUCAGAUCACUCACCCUAUGAGUAUAAAUGUUCAGCUUAAUCAAUUAUUAAUACUGUUUUAAAAAGGUCCAACGUACUGGAUUUAUAAAGAUUUUAUAAAGUUAAAUAUUGGAAUUAAUGUUUGGUUAUGCCUCAGGUUAAAAAAAAUAUUGUUGUUUUAAUCCACUUUCGAUUCUCUCAUUCCAAUUAUAGUAAUUCGUGAACAGACCCUUCAAACUUUGGUUUUAAGGCGGUGUGUGCAUUUUUUUUAGAAGGUAGCUUGUUCUUUGACAUACUUAGUUUAUUUUCAUAUGGCUAGAUACUCAUUCGGAUGAAUUGGAAAAGUAAAACAAAAAGAAAAAUUAUUAUUAUUAAAAUGUAAAACAUGAUCCAAAGUAGAGACAGAGUACUACAUAACAUAGAACACAUUCUCAGCUAUUUAUUAGUAGAAAUCUAGAGAUACGCAAUACAAAAUGCUAGAAGCUUAAGAUUCAAUGAUUCCAUUUUAGUAGUCGUCACAUCGCUGCAAAGAAGUAUUCAGAUUUCAAACUGAUUGAAAGAAGCAAACAAACCCGUACUACCGAUGAGUUACCGCACUGUUACUGAACUAUUAAAGUGUUCCUACAGUUACACAUCAACACAGUUCAGUAAUAGAUUCUAUGUUUCAAUAUUCAUCAGCAGUCGCUUGUGGAAGGCGAAAAGUUUUUCCAUGACAGUUUAACACGGGAAGGAGUAAACAUGUAACUAUUCAGUGAAUGUUGGAUUAUACGAACGUACAUAUACCUUUAGCAAUCUCA